AUGAGGUUAUCAACCAUUUCAUCCAUGAUUAUAGUCGCGGCAGCAAUUCCACAUGUUUCCAGCUCAAAAAGCUUGGUCCCAUCGCCACGACCAGCGUACACGAACCAGACAGCCGAUGUGUUGGCCGUUGGCCAUGCUGUCCGUAACCUUACGGAAACAGUCGAAUUCUACCAUAACUUGCUCGGUCUGGUCGUCUUAUCUAAUGAUGAACACUACAUCAAUGAUUUGACUUAUGCAGAAUUGACUGCAACUGACGGUGCCACUUAUCGUCAGGCAACUAUUGCCAUACCCAAUCAGGCCUGGACCCUCAAACUUACGGAAUACGCUGGCAUUGGGAGGACUGAACCCAAGCAACGCGAGCAGGAUCCAGCAACACCGGGUCUGACACUGACUGUCAAGAACGCGACGGAAAUCAACGACGUCAUAAGGGCCGCUAAUGUUUCAACGGUCAACGGSGAGCCGGUCCCGCAAGGCACAGGCACGAACACCACGUCGACUGUGUGGGUAUACGACCCUGAUGGUUACAUGGUCGAGCUGGUCCAACGCAGUGGCCCUUCGGACUACUUCACCGUUCCUGAGCCCAACAUUCAAAAUGGCACCGGAAUGAAGUACAUAAUUCGAGGCCAGUUGGAUCUCACUCUAGCCAACUACACCCAGGCUCUUACGUUCUACGCGGACAUUCUCAAGUUUAACGUCACGCCAGGUUUUGAGCCACUCAUCGGUCCGAACGAAUACGAGCAGGUUGGUUACAUUGGCUCCGUUUUCAACAUAAGUUCCAACGUCACCUGGGCGGCCGUGACGGGAAAUUGCGACCCCGUGACUCGCUGCGAGUACUACGAGUACGACGACCCCAACAGAGUCGCUCAGAUUGCCCCAGCCUCGGACAUUGGCAUUGGACUCACGUACUACGCUGUGCACGACUUAGAUGGCAUUCUAGAUCAAGUCCGUGCUGCGAAUCUCACCAUUGUUACCACUGGCGGUCAGCCGGUCACCGUGAGCGGAACAAGAAGUAUUCUCAUUAGGGAUCCGUCCGGAUACCUUGUACUUUUGGAAGAAGAAUUGUGA
Molecule: messenger RNA, 1065 nt
Organism: Talaromyces amestolkiae
Lineage: Eukaryota; Fungi; Ascomycota; Eurotiomycetes; Eurotiales; Trichocomaceae
Exons: 1
Coding region: 1-1065 (354 amino acids)
Biological process (GO): L-methylmalonyl-CoA metabolic process
Molecular function (GO): methylmalonyl-CoA epimerase activity
Source: RefSeq, a predicted model, not a curated record